Pygoscelis adeliae (Adelie penguin) is the source of this 6312-nucleotide messenger RNA. Its product is annotated as deleted in malignant brain tumors 1 protein-like. The record is from RefSeq and is a predicted model, not a curated record. Lineage: Eukaryota; Metazoa; Chordata; Aves; Sphenisciformes; Spheniscidae. Gene Ontology annotation, cellular component: membrane.
AUGGAGACCCCAUCCCAGACCUGGCAGAAGAUUCGGUUCCCCUUCAUCCACUGGACUCCGCGUGAUGCGAGAGCCACCGGGGAGCUGAGGGACAGAGCAGCGCAGAAAGCCGGGGGAUGGAGCAGCGCGGAAAGCGUCCUCUCCCAGCUGCCUUCAUCAGGUCUUCAGCGUAUUUCUUCUCCAGCUGGAGAUGGUGGACCUGAUCGCAGCCUCUGCCAAGCCCACCUCUUCCCGCACGCCUGCCAGGCUGGGAGCAGCUUCUCCAAAAGUCCUUUGCUGUCAGCUGGGCACUCUGGGGGUGACAGACUGUCCACCCAUGCUGGGCUCAGGGCUGCAGAGAUCCUCCUCGUCCUAGCAGGGCUGUGUGCGUCAGGUCCUGCCGACGUAAGGCUGGUGAAUGGCCCCGACUCCUGCACGGGCCGGCUGGAGGUGCUUUACAAUGGCACCUGGGCGGCGUGCGAUGACCACUGGGACCUCAAGGGAGCCUGCGUGGUCUGCCGGCAGCUGGGCUGCGGGUCAGCGCUGUCGGCUGUUGGCGGGGCUCACUACGGGCGAGGAGCAGACCCCAUCUGGCUGGCCAACGUACACUGCGCCAGGAUGGAGGCCGCCCUUUCUGAGUGCUGGGCACGGCCCUGGGGAGCCCGCAACUGCGGGCACGGGGAAGACGCCAGCGUCUUGUGCUCAGGGGCACCCGCUCCAGGUUCGACCCGUACCAGGCUGGCGAAUGGCUCAAGUUUCUGCUCCGGCAGAGUUGAAGUCCUCCACGAUGGCGAAUGGGACACCGUGUGCGACGACAGCUGGAGCCUGAUGGACGCCAAAGUGGCGUGCAGGGAGGUGGGCUGCGGCCAGGCACUGUCAGAUCAGUUUGGGGCUGCCUUCGGGCAGGGGUCGGGGCCCAUCUGGCUGGACGAAGUGACCUGUGGUGGGACGGAGGCUGCCCUUUCUCUGCGCCAGGCCAGGUCCUGGGGGAGCCAUAACUGCAACCCCAGAGAGGAUGCUGGCGUUGAAUGCACGGGUAACUCUUGACUCCUGCCCCAUCAGAAGGGUCCCCUUUGCAGAAGGGACCAUUCUGCAACCCAUACGUGGGGGACAGUCGGCGCCAACGGCUGGAGCCUGGUCGAGGCGGUGGUGGUCUGCCGGCAGCUGGGCUGUGGGACGGCCGUCUCUGCCCUGGGCUUGGCUCACUUCGGGCAGGGGUCCGGCCACAUCUGGCUGGAUAAUGUGAACUGUACGGGGACAGAAGCUGCCCUCUCUGAAUGCCAGGCCAGGCCGUGGGGAUCCAACAGCUGUGACCACCGGGAAGAUGCUGGUGUGGUAUGCUCAGACACUUCGGGACAGCUCCCGCUGCGGCUGGCAAACGGCUCGAACAGCUGCCUGGGGAGAGUCGAGGUCUUUCACGACCAGAAGUGGGGGACCGUGUGUGACGACACCUGGGACCUCCAUGACGCCGCCGCCGUGUGCAGGCAGCUGGGCUGCGGGAUGGCGCUGUCAGCACCAGGCUCAGCUCAUUUUGGGCCAGGUUCGGAUCCCAUCUGGCUGGACGGUGUUCACUGCACGGGGUCCGAGUCCACCCUCACUGAGUGUGAGCUGAGCAACUGGGGAGAGCACAACUGUGGCCACAGCGAGGAUGCUGGCGUGGUGUGCUCAGGCACAGACCCCUUGCAGGUGCGGGUGCAGGAUGGCCCCGGUCCCUGCGCGGGGCGGGUGGAGGUGCUCUACAACGCUACCUGGCAUGGGGUGUGUGGCAGCAGAUGGAGCUUGCUGGAAGCUGGGGUGGUCUGCAGGCAGCUGGGCUGUGGGCCAGCCCAGUCGGCACCCGUUGGAGCCCAGCUCAGGCAGGGGGACGGCCGUGCCUUGCUGGAGGGGCUGAGCUGCCGGGGGACCGAGUCAUUGCUCCUGGAGUGCCAGCAGAGAGAGAUGGGUCUGGGGCCGUGCAGGCAGGGCUCGGCAGCCAGCGUGGUGUGUGCAGAGCAGAAAGAACUUAUACAGUCCUGCUCGGUGCUGGCAGGCCUGCUCAGCAUGGGGGCAAUGGUCUGUGGGACCCUGUUGGUCCUCUACCUGUGGACAAGGUGUGGAAGACGGGCUGGACGAUCCCCAGGCACAGCUGCUGAGAGCCCAGGGGGGCUCCUUCGCCUGGUGGGCGGUCCCGGCCGCUGCGCCGGGCGGGUGGAGGUGCUCCACAACGGGACAUGGGGGACAGUGUGCGACGACGGCUGGGGUUCCACCGAGGGUCAGGUCGUGUGCCGGCAGCUGGGCUGUGGGACGGUGCUGGACCUCUCCGACUGCCGCGCCAGGCCGUGGGGGGAACACAACUGUCACCACGUGGAGGACGCCAGCGUUGAGUGCUCAGACUCCAGCAUCACCGCCCUGGGCACCCUCCAGCUGCUCAAUGGCCCCAACCGCUGCGCCGGGAGGGUGGAGGUGCUCCACAACCACAUGUGGGGGACGGUCUGCGACGAUGGCUGGGGCCUGCUGGACGCGGCAGUGGUGUGCCGGCAGCUGGGCUGUGGCACACCGCUGUCGGCCACCAGCGGGGCUCACUUUGGGAGGGGCCACGAUCCCAUCUGGUUGGAUGAGGUGAACUGCACCGGCACUGAGGACACCCUCUUCGACUGCCAGGCCAGCGCGUGGGGGAAAAACAACUGCUUCCACGGGGAGGAUGCUGGAGUGAUAUGUUCAGCUUAAGAGAUGUCCGUGGCCACCAAGCUCCGCCUGGCCAAUGGUUCGACGCACUGCGAAGGCAGGGUGUAGGUCACCCAUGACGGCACCUGGGCAGCCCUGUGUGACGAGGGCUGGGGUCUGGCCGAGGCUCGAGUAGUGUGCAGGCAGCUGGGCUGUGGGAGAGCACUGUCAGCACCCGUCGGAUUCCAUUUUGGGCAAGGACCUGGGCAAAUGUGGCCUGACAGCGUGAGCUGCGUAGGGACGGAGACUGCCCUCUCUGCAUGCGCGGCAAAGCCCCGGGGCAAUGGCACUUGUCACCAUGGGAGAGAAGCUGGCGUGGUGUGCGCAGGUAAUUCGGAGGGCGACCAAGUCCGGCUGGUGAACUAUGGCAGCCGCUGCGCUGGCAGGGUUGAGGUCUUCCAUAACAAGAAGUGGGGGACCGUGUGCGAUGACAACUGGGACCUGCUGGACGCUGAGGUCGUCUGCCGGCAGCUGGACUGCGGGCGAGCACUGUCGGCCCCCGGGGGGGGUCAGUUCGGGCAAGGGGAUGGCAUCAUCUGGAUGGACGAGACGAACUGCACGGGGAUGGAGAGCACGCUGUCUGCCUGCCGGGCCCGGCCGUGGGGCAUUAAUAAUUGCUACCACGGGGAAGAUGCUGGCGUGGUUUGCUCAGGUGACCAAUGCUCCUUCGGCAUUGGUCCAUGCAAGCUGGCAAACGGCUCGCACCGCUGCGCUGGCAGAGUCGAGGUGCUUCACCAGGAGGAGUGGGGAGCUGUCUGCAACAGUGGCUGGGAUAAGCAGGACGCUGAGGUCGUGUGCCGGCAGCUGGGCUGUGGGACGGCACUGCCGGCAUUAGAGGGGGCAGACUUUGGCACCGGACCUCAACGCAUCUGGCUGGACAACGUGAACUGCCAGGGGACGGAGCCAGCCCUUACGAAAUGCCGGGCAAGCCCAUGGGGAGAGAGCAGCUGCAGCCACGGAAAGCACGCCAGCGUGGUAUGCUCAGGCUCGGCUGUUUCCACUUUUGCCCCUGUCCGGCUGGUGGAUGGCCCAGGACGCUGCGCCGGGAGGGUCGAGGUGUUUCACAAUGAGAAAUGGGGGACAGUGUGUGAUGACAGCUGGGACUUCGUGGAUGCCAAAGUGGUGUGCCGGCAGCUGGACUGCGGGACGGUGGUAAUGGCUCCGCGGCGGGCUCACUUCGGGCAGGGACAGGGACCCAUCUGGCUGGAUGACGUGCGCUGCAUGGGGACUGAGGCAGCCCUCUCCGAAUGCAGAGCCAAGGGCUGGGGUGUCCAUGGAUGCGAGCAUGGAGAAGAUGCCGGUGUGGUGUGCUCAGGAUCAGGCAUUUCUGACCUCGGAAGCCUCCGCCUGGUGAAUGGCUCAGACCUGUGCUCCGGAAAAGUUGAAGUGUUUCAUGAUCAGCGCUGGGGGGGCAUCUGCACUGAUGGCUGGGACCUGGCUGAAGCCCACGUGGUGUGUCGGCAGCUGGGCUGCGGGGCGGCGCACUCAGCUGCUGGGUCUGCCUGGUCUGGGACAGGAGAUGGCCUGAUCUGGGUGGAUGCCGUGGAGUGCACCGGGACGGAGGGGGCCCUCUUCGAAUGCAAGGUCAAGUUCUGGGGCGCUGAGAGCUGCAAGUCAAGGGGGCACGCAGGCGUCUCGUGCUCUGUGUCCGCAGGUCAGUGCUCAGAAGCCCUGCGGCUAGUGAACGGCCCGCACCGCUGUGCCGGGAGGGUGGAGGUCUUUCACAGCCAGCAGUGGGGAACCAUCUGUGACGAUGGCUGGGACCUGAACGACGCAGCCGUGGUGUGCCGGCAGUUGGGCUGCGGGACAGCCAUGUCAGCCCCAGGUUUAUCUGGGUUUGGGCAAGGAUCUGGCCCCAUCUGGCUAGAUGGGGUGAGUUGCAUUGGGACAGAAGCCACUCUUGCUGAAUGCCCGGUCAAGCCUUGGGGACAACAUGCAUGUAACCACGUGGAAGAUGCCAGUGUUGUGUGCUCAGGCUCGGGGAUUGCCAGCAUCCCCAGGCUUCGCCUGGUGGGUGGUUUGAGCGAGUGUGCCGGGAGGGUCGAGGUGUUUUAUAACAACAAGUGGGGGACGGUCUGCGAUGACAGCUGGGACCUGAGAGACGCGGCAGUGGUCUGCCGGCAGCUGGGCUGCGGGGUGGCCCUCUCGGCCCCCGGCUUGGCUCGGUUUGGGUGGGGAGCUGGCCCCAUCUGGCUGGACGACGUGAGCUGCACAGGGGAGGAAACCGACUUCUCCAAGUGCCAAGCCAAGAUGUGGGGCAUCCACAACUGCCACCACGGGGAGGAUGCUGGUGUGGUGUGCGCAGGUGAGAGCCCGACUGUCCGGCUUGUGGACGGCCCGCAUCGCUGUGCCGGGAGGGUGGAGAUCUUUCACAACCAGCAAUGGGGGACGGUCUGUGACAACGGCUGGGAUCUGAGCGACGCAGCAGUGGUCUGCUGGCAGCUGGGCUGCGGGGUGGCUCUCGCGGCCCCGGCAGGGGCUUCCUUCGGGAGGGGGCUGGAUCCCAUCUGGCUGGACAGGGUCACCUGCGUCGGGGGGGAGAAAGCCCUCGUGCAGUGUCGGGCCAGGCCCUGGGGAAUCAACAGCUGCACCCACGAAGAGGAUGCCGGUGUGGUCUGCUCAGACCUGGCCAGGGCAGAGGUGGCAGAGGUCCGCCUUGUAGAAGGACCGAACCGCUGCGCCGGGAGGGUGGAGGUGCUCCACACCGGGCAGUGGGGGACGAUCUGCGAUGACAGCUGGGACCUGAAUGACGCGGCGGUGGUGUGCAGGCAGCUGGGCUGCGGCAGAGCUGAGGCAGCCCACAGCCGGGCUUACUUCGGGCAGGGGACGGGGCACAUCUGGCUGGAUGACAUGAGCUGCACGGGGAGCGAGGACAACCUCGCCCAGUGCCAAGCCCAUCCCUGGGGACAGAGUAACUGCCACCAUGGAGAAGAUGCUGGCGUGGUGUGCUCAGAUGCCAACAUCACAGAGGACGUGCAGGUCCGCUUGGCCAACGGCCCGAACCGCUGUGCCGGGAGAGUGGAGGUGCUUCAUGAACAGCGGUGGGGGACCAUCUGCGAUGACAGCUGGGAUUUGAAGGAUGCCAAGGUGGUCUGCCAGCAGCUGGGCUGUGGGACAGCCGUGUCGGUCCCAGACGAAGCUCACUUCGGGCAUGGGUUGGACCCCAUCUGGCUGGAUGAUGUGGAGUGCACCGGCAUGGAGACCACCAUCUCCCAGUGCAGCCUUAGCAGCUGGGGACUCCAUAACUGCAACCACAACGAAGAUGCAGGAGUUGUGUGCUCAGGCACAGACCCCUUGCAGGUGCGGGUGCAGGAUGGCCCCGGUCCCUGCGCGGGGCGGGGGGAGUACAACGCUACCUGGCAUGGGGUGUGUGGCAGCAGAUGGAGCUUGCUGGAAGCUGGGGUGGUCUGCAGGCAGCUGGGCUGUGGGCCAGCCCAGUCGGCACCCGUUGGAGCCCAGCUCAAGCAGGGGGACGGCCGUGCCUUGCUGGAGGGGCUGAGCUGCCGGGGGACCGAGUCAUUGCUCCUGGAGUGCCAGCAGAGAGAGACAGGGCUCGGGCCGUGCAGGCAGGGCUCGGCAGCUGGCGUGGUGUGCACAAAGCCAAAGGGAGCAUCGCAGAUGCUUUCCUGA